Messenger RNA from Micromonas pusilla CCMP1545, 428 nucleotides. It is a transcript of the gene ODA-LC7B, whose product is annotated as outer dynein arm light chain 7b. Gene Ontology annotation, biological process: microtubule-based movement. The record is from RefSeq and is a predicted model, not a curated record. Bases 1 to 330 code for a protein of 109 amino acids. NCBI's taxonomy places the organism in Eukaryota, Viridiplantae, Chlorophyta, Mamiellophyceae, Mamiellales, Mamiellaceae. Gene Ontology annotation, cellular component: cytoplasmic dynein complex; cytoplasm. The transcript has 2 exons. Gene Ontology annotation, molecular function: dynein intermediate chain binding.
AUGUCGGAAGUCGAAGCGACGCUGCAGCGCAUCAACGGGCACAAGGGCGUGCUCGGGACGAUCAUCGUCAACGACGAGGGCGAGCCCAUCCGCGCGACGACGAUCUGCGACGCGGACGGCACCCCCGUGGAGGACCAGGAGGGCACCGUCGCGAAGUACGCGGAGCUGAUCCCGCAGCUCGCGAGCAUGGCGCGGUCGAUGGUGAGGGACCUGGACCCGCAGAACAACCUGCAGUUCCUUCGGAUUCGGUCGAAGCAGCACGAGAUCAUGGUGCACUCGGACGCAGAGUUCACGCUCAUCGUGAUCCAGAACCCCGCGGCGGCGGAGUAGAUCGAUGGACAGGGGGUUUCGGUUGGCGCGCGUUAUAGCUAGGCAAGGACGGGGGUUGACGUGGAUCCAUUUGUUUUCGCGAACGAGAGAGACGACGA